Tetrapisispora phaffii CBS 4417 is the source of this 1434-nucleotide messenger RNA. It is a transcript of the gene BNA4, whose product is annotated as kynurenine 3-monooxygenase. The record is from RefSeq and is a predicted model, not a curated record. Bases 1 to 1434 code for a protein of 477 amino acids. Gene Ontology annotation, molecular function: FAD binding; NAD(P)H oxidase H2O2-forming activity; kynurenine 3-monooxygenase activity. Gene Ontology annotation, biological process: NAD+ metabolic process. The transcript has a single exon. Lineage: Eukaryota; Fungi; Ascomycota; Saccharomycetes; Saccharomycetales; Saccharomycetaceae. Gene Ontology annotation, cellular component: mitochondrial outer membrane.
AUGAGUUUUACUGAAGCUAAGGUUGCUUCUUGCAGAAUAACCGUAGGAGUCAUUGGGGCAGGUCCAGUAGGUUUGCUGACGGCUCUGAUGUUAAGCAAGCGGGGUUACAUUGUGACCAUAUUUGAUUACCGUGAUUUAUUUGAUGACGACGGUUGUGGUUCAAGUUCUUUACGUUCAAUAAAUCUGGCUCUUUCUAAUAGAGGAAUUAGUUCAAUAAGGAGUGUCGAUGCCAAGUUAUGUGAUAAAAUUUUGCAAGAGGUUGUUCCAAUGAAGGGAAGAAUGAUACACGACGUCAGUGGUUCAGAAGACGCUCAGUUGUAUGGAAUUCAUGGUGAAUGCAUUAAUUCCAUCGGUAGAGCCUUAUUGAACCAUAUUUUAAUGGAAAACGUUAAAAAGGAUAACCAGAUAAUGGGAACCUUUAGCAAUAUUACAAUUAAAGAAAAGCAUAAAUUGCUGUCAAUCAAAUUUAGUGACCAUGAAUAUGGGAAACAACUUUGCAGUUUCCAAACAUCUAGUCCUUCUAAGAGUAUAGAAAAUUUUGAGUUUGAUUUCGUUAUGGGCUGUGACGGAAGCUACUCACAAACAAGAUCACAAAUAGCUGAAACAAUAGCUGUGAAACAGACAGUUCAGGAUGUGGACCGAAAAUAUGUUGAAUUAAGAUUCGAACCAAAUAAAGAUGGUUCCUAUAUUUUUUCAGAGAACUAUCUACAUAUUUGGCCUAGAGAUAACUUUAUGUUAAUAGCGUUACCGAACAAUGAUGGGUCAUUUACUGCGACUUUCUUUGCUUCCGUUGAAAUAUUCCACAAAUUAAUGGCCAUGGAUAAAGAUGAGUUUCAAAAUUUUAUUACGUCCAAUUUUGAAGAUGUGACGAACAUAGUGCAUAUAGAUGUUUUUAUGGAGUGCCUAUAUCAAAAUUCUGGGAAUGAUUUGAACUGUAGAACGUGCUAUCCAUACCAUGUUGAUGGAGGGAAAGCUUUAUUAUUAGGAGAUGCUGCUCAUAGCAUGGUACCAUUUUAUGGGCAAGGAUUGAACUGUGGAUUUGAGGACGUUAAAUUCUUGCAAAGUAUGCUAGAUCAGCAUAAUGAUGACAGAAACUUAGCAUUUAGGGAUUUCUCCCGUCUAAGAGUCCAAGACCAUUUAGCUAUAAUUGACAUGUCUAAGAGAAAUUACUUCGAGAUGUCGCAUGAUGUUGUCUCAAACAUGUUCAUUGUUAAAAAGUGUCUUGACAACUUUUUACAUAGAAUCUUAAAAGACUAUUGGAUCCCACAGUAUACUAUGGUCACAUUCCGUGACGAUAUCAGCUAUUCGAAGGUUGAACAGUUAUCAAACUUCCACAAAAAGAUCACCAACAUUAUGCUGUUUGCAACCGGAUUUGGUUCAUCCGUAGCUAUUAUUAGACUAGUCCACAGACUAUUUGAAAAGUCCUCUAAAUAA